AUGAUUUCCUAUGAAGAAGGAAAAAAACGGGUUAAUUUGUCUCUGAAGGUGAAGGAAGCCAUGAAGCUGAACCAAACUCUGAAAUAUGUAAAUGAGCACCAGAAGUGUCUGAUUGGUCGAGACCGAGAGGUCAUUUCCAGCCUAGAGGUCAGACUACUGGAGGCCAAUAAGAGGUUACAAGACAAGCCGUCCGUGUCUACAGAGUCCCAACUAAAACUGGAUGUGGCCCAACUCACACAGAAGCUGGAUGGGAGAAACACGGCGGUGGAAACUCUAGAAAAGGAGGUUGAGGAACUAAAGUCCAGGUGUAAGGAGACUUUGGCAAAACUACAGGAUUCCUACACUCUGAUAGAGCGCCACCUAGCCAACGCAUCGUCUCAUCGUGAUGAGGCAGGGAUCCUUCGAGAGGACAAGGAGGAUCUGGAGAAGAAGUGUGAGGCCCUCAAAGUGGCACUGGACUCUACUCAGAGGGAGCUGGACAUACAGACGUCUCUCCACCGACAGGCUGCGGAACAAUGGAACGUGAAGAGUGCAGAGACAGCUUUGGAGAUAGAGAGGCUGACAGCUGACCUUGCCUUGUCCUCCAAGAACUGUCAACAGCUGGAGGAGCUCAACUCAGACUGGGCCAAACACAACCUGCAGCUGUCCACCAGUCUGCAGGAAGCCAAGGCCAAGCUGGACGUGCCAAAGAGUGACACAGAAGUUCAGACCAUUGUGAGUUUGUUUGAGGUCGAAGACGUAUCGUGUCAGACCUCAGUGGAAGUGGUCACCGUGCCCUCACAGACAGAAACCCAAAUCACUCAUCCCGCCCACACCCAGACCUUCAGUCCAGCCCUCACCACUAACCACACUCAGACUACCUACACAUCCCAUCAGGUGGCAAGCACCCAGACCAGGGUGGCAGCGGUGGCCAACACAGGUGUCAUGGCAACCACAGACAUGGCUGAUAGGGGGGUCCAGACUUUGCCUGUCAGAGUUUAUCAGGACUUCACAGAUAAACUUAAUGACCCUACAAAGGAUACAGGGGAACAUAGAAAAGAACCAAGUGACCGAAGCAGAGGCAGGAUUAAAAUGCAGAAUGACCCUCAUAUUGACCAGUCAGUAUUGACCACCAACUCUGAUAUCAUGUCCAUUAACAAAGGCAGUGAGAUAGAUGGCAGCCAAGAGGUUGUACAAUAUACCUCUAGAGAUCAUAUUGAAGACGAAAGAGUUGAUAGCAGUAGAGAUAACACUGUAGAUAAUGAUUUAAACCAAGAGAGACAGGACAUCACAUCUACCCCAGAAAGAGAAACAUCUACCCUUGAUGCUUCUAUAACACUUGUACAGGACAUAUCAGAAGAUGGGCAAUAUGGUUCCCUUCUUGUAGAUGCUGAUUUGAAUGAAAAUCUUGCUGAAGAAGUUACGAAAAAUUCAUCAUUAACCUCAAGGGUAUCCAGACCACCCAAGGAAGAUGAACAUGCUCACAGUAAUGUUGAUGGUUCACAAGCUUCAUCAAGUUCCAGGUAUAGACCCCAAUUGCUUACAUUGGAAGAAAGAUUGAAGGGAAAUUUUCCACAGGAAUCUGUAAAAAUGGCAGCUGUGGAUGUAACCCCUUCUGAAAAGCCAGAGGUAUUUGAUGAAAUAAUAGAAAUAAAUUCACCAGAAAGUCCAGAUAAUCCUGAUAUUGUGUCAACAGAGACAAAUGGAGAUUCAGACAGUACAGUGCAGGACAAUGUUGUCCUAGAAAAUCCAAGUAACUCCACUCUCAUUUCAUCUUACAGAGGAUUUGGCCAGCAGGCCAAGGAAGCGCAAGGCAAAGAAUCAGAAGGGUGCAUUCAAGAUAGUCCAAGGUAUUCUCCAUUGUCUUUGUCUCUGAGGAAGCCUAGGACACAAGCCAAGAGGUCAUCGAUAGGAGAUCUGGGUCCUGUAGAAGAGAGUUCAAUGAGUGCAAAGAAGCAGCAAAGAAACCGAGGGAAGUUUACGUUGAGUUCUGACAAGUCUGGAUUGCUGUUUGAAGGGAAGACAUUGCUCAGUGCAUACAUAGCUUCCAGGAGUUCCACUGGUGUGGCAACUAAACAGACUUCACCGGAAAAUGUUACGGACAAAAGACAAGCCACAUCAAGGGGUGUAGCUGCUGGAAGACAGACAGGACAAAAGAGUUUAACAGAUGCAAGACAGACAAGGUACAGUCAUGUUGCAGAAACCAGAGAAACCUGCAUGGAUACAGACAAACCAGGACAGACAAGGUCGUCGGGUAGGAUGACUGGUGCUGAUAAAAUGGAGAGCAAAAAGACACCUUCGAGUUAUGUUACAUACCCCGGACAGACUGAUACGUCUGGGAUUGGGAUGACUGAAGAGUCCGGCAAGUUGAGCCCUUAUAGUCGGUAUUCUGCCAUGUUUAGGGCCAGAGUAGUGCAGACUGAAUCAGUAAAGCCAUCUAAGGCGUCAUCACAAGAGGGAAACAUGCAGAAUGAAGGACAGACAGAGACUGAACAGACAGACCCAGGAAAAAGUUGUGAAUAUGUUCGUGGAAUUCUUAAAGGUGUCCGUGAGAGAAGGAUCAAUACAAAAAGUGUGAGUUUCGUUGAGGGACCUCCACAGACCCAGAUUAUACAGGAGUGUUCUGGGGACCAGUCGUUAUUUUCUGAUAGUGAGGAAGAUGCCAUCUGUGAAGAUAACGAUCGUUUUGUGAGUUUGGAGGAGUUUCAGACCAGUGAAGACUCCAGCGAAGCAAAGAGGCGGAAACUGGAAUGAAACUUGAUGAACUUAAUUUUCUUUUAGGCAAAUCAGAGAGUUGCCAUCUAAAAGCAUAAAAAUGUCAGACUGGAAUGAUAGUUGGUGAAGUUAAUUUUCCUUAAGGCCGAUCAGAGAGUAGUCAUCUAAGAGCAUACAAAUGUCAGACUGGAAUGAUAGUUGAUGAAGUUGAUUUUCCUUAAUGCCGAUCAGAGAGUAGUCAUCUAAGAGCAUACGAAUGUCAGACUGGAAUGAUAGUUGAUGAAGUUAAUUUCCCUUAAGGCAAAUCAGAGAGUUGUCAUCUAGGAGCAAAAGAAUGUCAGACUAAAAAAGUCCCUUUUUGUUGUAGAAUCUGAUUUCAGAUUACUGUCUAUGUAAAAUAAGAUUUUAGUAUGUUGAUUGCAAACCUAUGUUUUCAUCAAAGCAAUAACUCAUCAAAGGUGGAUGGUUAUCUUUCUGACAAGAAAGAAUGAAACAACCGUACUGAACUGGCUGGAGUGUUGCUGUAAAAUUGAUGUCUUGUUAGAAAUACGAGUCAUUAAUCUUCCGGGUACGAUGAAUUGUUUCGAGUGUUUAUUUAUUGU
This is a messenger RNA of Mizuhopecten yessoensis (Yesso scallop), 3296 nucleotides long. RefSeq lists its product as uncharacterized. The transcript has 9 exons. The record is from RefSeq and is a predicted model, not a curated record. Lineage: Eukaryota; Metazoa; Mollusca; Bivalvia; Pectinida; Pectinidae. The coding region runs from base 1 to 2733 and encodes 910 amino acids.